CGCGGACAUCGCGCCGAAUAAUCUACCAACACCGUGGGGCUCCUCUCUUCGGCCAAGUUUAGUGAGUGUGCUCGUAACUCCGCGCAACCUUGAUACAUCUUGGAGGGAUCCAUCAUAGGCAAAGCCGGACAGAGCAGAAGCCUACUAAUUGUCCUCGCUGUCGCGACUAUAUUCGGCAUACCUACUACGUUAAUUACGUCACCAGAUAGUGUAUCGCGGUUUUCCCCAUCCCUCUUGGGGCACAGCGCAGUGUUCGUUUUGACCAUCCGGUUGCCUAGGCGCAGAGCAGGAUGAAUUCGAUCCUAAUCACCGGCUGUAACCGGGGACUGGGCCUGGGGCUGAUAAAGAGCUUCUUAAAGUUACCAACGCCGCCCCGGCACGUUAUCGCAACUUGUCGCAAUCUGCAGCAGGCCGAGGAGCUCAAAUCCCUGGCAGAGCAACACUCCAACCUGCACGUGCUUCAGAUUGACCUGAAAGCCAUCGACCAGUACGAGAAUUUCGCGAAGGAAGUCGAAACGAUUGUCCAAGAUAAUGGGCUGAACGUGCUGUUCAACAACGCUGGCGUAUCUCCCAAAUCGACGCGACUCAACUUUACCAAGAGCGAAGAUCUAACCGACACGUUCAUGACCAACGUGGUGGCACCGAUUAUGCUCACCAAGGCCCUCGUCCCGUUGCUGAAACAGGCAGCCGAGGCGAAUGCUUCUGCACCGAUUGGCCCGACCAAGGCUUGCAUCGUCAACAUGAGUUCGAUUCUGGGCUCGAUCGAGGCCAAUUCCGACGGCGGGUUGUACGCCUAUCGGACGUCCAAGUCGGCGCUCAAUUCCGCGACCAAGUCGAUGAGUAUCGACCUCAAGGGGAACGGGAUUAUGGCCGUGGCGCUGCAUCCGGGCUGGGUUCGCACGGACAUGGGCGGCUCGAAGGCACCGCUGUCGGUCGAGCAGAGUUGCGCAAAGAUGGUGCAGACGGUGAUGGGACUGGGGGAAAAGCAAAAUGGGGCAUUUCUGCAGUACGACGGAAAGGGACUGCCGUGGUAGGUGGGAUUGAAGGUUGGGAAACAGUUUGUGAUGUACCGGAGCCUUGUUGAAUGUUAUUUUCCAGAAAAAAUAUAUUAAAAAGAAAUCAAUUAAAGAGAUAUAAAAA
Culex pipiens pallens (northern house mosquito) is the source of this 1140-nucleotide messenger RNA. It is a transcript of the gene sni, whose product is annotated as C-factor. Lineage: Eukaryota; Metazoa; Arthropoda; Insecta; Diptera; Culicidae. The coding region runs from base 291 to 1034 and encodes 247 amino acids. The transcript has 4 exons. The record is from RefSeq and is a predicted model, not a curated record.